AAUCGCUCAGCUGACUUGAGCGCAGUCCAUGACUGCCCGCGAUGAAGCAUCGACGCUCUUUCAAUAUUCUGCCGAAUUUUGAAGUUAACGUGGUCAAACCUGCACUCGGGACGUCCACCAUCAUCUCGCUGGACCAAAAGAUCUUUCGUUGAAGCUUCGUGUCCGAUUAAAGUCGUCUCGGUGUACGCUGGUGUUUUUCUCGGCCGAUCCUAGCUUCAUUUAGCUUGCUAGCUGCUAACAAAGAGGCUCUCGUGCUCAACACAUCGCUCCGAGAAAAAUCUUAAGCGUAAAGUGUUGUUGUAAUUUUCGUGUGAAAAUGUGCGCAAGAACAGCAGAGUACGAGGAGGAACUUUGUGGAGAAAAAGAGGAACACAAGCGACAACGUCAACUACUGGACGCCAUGAGCAGGAUGCAGCCAAGAAUUGUUCUUCACGGUGCAGACAUCAGUGAAGAUGUUUGUCCUGAGCGGCUGGAUGCGGAGCCCUCUCACAUUAAAGAGGAAGAGGAGAGCAGAGAGGUCUCCCACUUUCAGGUGGAAGAGGAGGACCAGGCCCUUUACAUUAAAAAAGAGGAGGAGCCAGAGCACCCUUGCACGAAAGAUGGUGGCAACACAUCGUCAAAUGAGGAUGAGGAUGAAGAGUAUGAUGGUGAUCUGACAUGUCACACUGACAACAAACUCUGGAAAUGUUCUCGGUGUGGAAAGAUGUUUACUGCUAUCAGGGCUUUGAAAAGACAUGUGAGAACACACACUGGUGAGAAACCUUUUGCCUGUUCAGAUUGUGGCCAAAGAUUCUCUCGGAAGGGAAACUUGAAAAGACACAUGAGAAUACACACAGGUGAGAAACUUUUUAUCUGUUCAGAUUGUGGCGUAAGAUUCUCUGAGGAGGGAAGCUUAAAUGAUCACAAAAGAACCCACACUGGUGAGAAACCUUUUUCCUGCUUGGCUUGUGGUCAAAGAUUCUCUCAUAAGGGAAGCUUAAUUCGCCACACAAGAACCCACACUGGUGAGAAACCGUUUGCCUGUUCAGAUUGUGGCCAAAAAUUCUCUCGGAAGGGAACCUUAAAAAAACACACCAGAACACACACUGGUGAGAAACCUUUUUCCUGCUCAAUUUGCGGCCAAAGGUUCUCUGAGAAGGGACACUUAAAAAGCCACACAAGAAUCCACACGGGUGAGAAACCCUUUGCCUGUUCAGUGUGUGGUCAAAGAUUCUCUCAGAAUGGACACUUAAUUCACCACACAAGAACCCACACUGGUGAGAAACCUUUUUCCUGCUUAGCUUGUGGUCAAAGAUUCUCUCGGAAGGGACACUUAAAUAACCACACAAGAACACACACUGGUGAGAAACCCUUUUCCUGCUCCGUUUGUGGCCAAAGUUUCUCUGAGAAGGGACACUUAAAAAGGCACACAAGAACACACACUGGUGAGAAACGCUUUGCCUGCUCAGUUUGUGGCCAAAGAUUCUCUGAGAAGGGACACUUAAAAAACCACACAAGAACUCACACUGGUGAGAAA
Messenger RNA from Hippocampus comes (tiger tail seahorse), 1516 nucleotides. RefSeq names its product oocyte zinc finger protein XlCOF6.1-like. Gene Ontology annotation, molecular function: RNA polymerase II cis-regulatory region sequence-specific DNA binding; DNA-binding transcription factor activity, RNA polymerase II-specific. NCBI's taxonomy places the organism in Eukaryota, Metazoa, Chordata, Actinopteri, Syngnathiformes, Syngnathidae. The transcript has 2 exons. Gene Ontology annotation, biological process: regulation of transcription by RNA polymerase II. The annotation marks the transcript as partial. The record is from RefSeq and is a predicted model, not a curated record.